Molecule: messenger RNA, 2176 nt
Organism: Oncorhynchus kisutch (coho salmon)
Lineage: Eukaryota; Metazoa; Chordata; Actinopteri; Salmoniformes; Salmonidae
Product: prosaposin-like
Exons: 11
Coding region: 213-1304 (363 amino acids)
Biological process (GO): sphingolipid metabolic process
Cellular component (GO): lysosome
Source: RefSeq, a predicted model, not a curated record
CCAGGUGACAAUUUCAAAAUUAUGAAAGUCCUCAAUGGCGCUGCCUAUGCUAACAUAGGCUUUGGGGCACUAAGAGUCCUCUAUCUAACUCUAUGGCCUAAACGCAUUAUUCCGUCUCUAAUCUGUGCUUCCGUACUCAUAGCCAUCGGAAAGAUCAUACUACGGUCACCUUUAUAUAGGACCGACUGUAAAUCAUUCUGUCCUCCCUUACGAUGGCGUUUUUACAAUUGAUUGUCUUGAUCUUCAUGGCAUCUUUUUGUAUUGGUGAGACUAUGGUUAUCGGUGAGCCUACCAGGCCCAAGUUUGGCAUCACACAGCUGUCCUCAACAACUGACAUCUGCUCAGACUGCAGCCAGAUCAUUGAGCUAUUCACAGACAUGAUCUCCAACUCUGACACCCAGGAGCUGAUCCACAACACCCUGGAUGCCCUGUGUCUGCGCCUCCCCAUAGCUGAGGCUCAAAGCCACUGUAUGUCCCAGGUGCAUAUGUACCUGCCCCAAGCCCUCCAGUACCUCACUGGCAUACUGAAGCCAGGUGAGACGUGUAUGGUCCUGGGCCUGUGUGCUGUCCGCUCAGAGAGAAAAGCGCCUGAACCGCUUCCUCCCACUUUCAAUGACAUCGAUCUUUCGAAUGCUGUACUUGACUCCGGCACCAGCCCAGAGCUGAGUGUGCAGAUCAGCCCACAGUGUACCUUCUGUGUUUAUCUUAUGAAGAAACUGGAGAGCAUGUUGCCUACAGAGAAGACUGAGGAUGCCAUAGUGAAGCUAAUGGGUGAGGUGUGUGGCCUCCUGCCUGCAAGCUACAAAGACCAGUGUGAGGACUUCAUCAACAAGUAUGGAAAGGAGAUUGUUGACUUCCUGCUGUCGUCAGCCGCCCCUCACUCCAUCUGUGCCCUGCUGCACCUGUGUCUGUUCCAGGAGACCCCCAGCAUGGAGAUGCCCCUCCCCUCUGACUGUGAUUCCUGCCGUACGCUGGCGGUUCUGAGCCGGCUCCACCUGGGUCUCAACGCCACUGAACCUCAGACCUCCUCUUUCCUCCAGUCUGUCUGCCUGCAGCACCCCAAUGCCAUCCCCAAGUGUGAAAUGUUCACCAAACUCUACGGUCCCAGACUACAGAAGGUUCUGGGAAGCCAAAUGGAUGCUCCGGAUACAUGCGAGAGAGCUGAUAUGUGUGUUGCUGUGAAAGAGCAGCAUCUUCUGGGGAAGAACCAGUGUACCUGGGGACCCAGUUACAUCUGCAGGGACUUGAAAACUGCUCAGGGGUGUGGUAUGGUAGACUUCUGCCAGAAGUUGGUGUGGAACUAGAGCUGAGAACCACUCCCAGAGUUCUCCCUCCAUGGAUGAAGCUGAUGAUUUAACUGCCAAAUAUAUGUUUUAGUAUUGCACUUGUUACUGAUUGCACUAUUGCCUUUAAUGACUUUUCUUUGCCACAGUUUAAAUUAAAUAUUUUGUCAACUUCAUUUACAGGUCAUCUGAUAUUGCACUGAGCAAUUUGAGUAAACCAGAAAUGUAUUUAAUUUCUGGAUUUUCACUUCUGGUAGACUGUUGUAGCACUGAGAUGAUUUGAUGUCAGGUUUGAUUUGCACUGGGUGGGCUGUUAUGAGUACAGUAAGUAAUUUAGUCAAGCAAUGUAAAUAAUUGACUUUAAAUAAUAUAGCCUAGUGGUUAGAGAGUUGGACUAGUAACCGGAAGGUUGCAAGUUCAAAUCCCAGAGCUGACAAGGUACAAAUCUGUCGUUCUGCCCCUGAACAGGCAGUUAACCCACUGUUCCUAGGCCGUCAUUGAAAAUAAGAAUUUGUUCUUAACUGACUUGCCUAGUUAAAUAAAGGUAAAAUAAAAAGUUGUAGGUAAUAGUAUCUUCCUAUAAAAUCAGUCAUAAUCAGGAAGAACAUAGUAAAUGAAAGUGGCAAAGUGUCUUGAAGAAAUUAGUGAACAUGUACCUCCUGUUGAGAAAUCCUUUCAAUCAGUAAUGUGAACAUUUUAAUUAAAAUGUUAAUUCAUUUAAUGUACAAUUGUUAGAUUUCAUUUUUGUGAUCCAACUAAAUGUACAUGAGUAUUUAUCCUAUAAUGCUUACAAUAGGAACAUCCUUUUGCAACCCUCACUAUUUGGUAAUGUCAACAUUUUAUUUCUUGUUUUUACUUCCUUGUUUCACAAAUAAAAUAAGACCCAACCCAAA